AUGCCUUCUCUUUUCCACUUUCUCCUCUCCCUCUCGUUGGCCACUUUCGUCGCCGCGGGCAACCUACAACUCAACAAACCAGACCCCAGGAAAAUGCUGGAUGUUACCGAACCCAUCACGAUAGAAUGGCGCAUCGACGCCGGCAGCCCCGAGACGAAAUAUACCCAACUUGAUAUUUCGUUCCUGGCCGCGACUGACACUGACGUUGGGUACUCUUCCUACGUGGUGGCCGCCAACCUAUCAGUCAACGUCGGUAUCAGCAUCUACGCCUGGGAUCCUUCCGAACUGGCCAGAGACCUGCUCAAGCCCGACCUUGUGCUCUCGAAGGAGGAAAAGUUUGUCAUCGAGGGCUAUGGAUCUCAGCUUGGUCUGGGCGACAUGGUCCGACCUACCCUGGGCCUCUCAGUCUUGUUAGCCGCGGCAGUCCUUCUUCUUGUUGGGUAA
Messenger RNA from Parascedosporium putredinis, 444 nucleotides. Lineage: Eukaryota; Fungi; Ascomycota; Sordariomycetes; Microascales; Microascaceae. The record is from the annotation of a GenBank genome assembly.